Molecule: messenger RNA, 1147 nt
Organism: Centropristis striata (black sea bass)
Lineage: Eukaryota; Metazoa; Chordata; Actinopteri; Perciformes; Serranidae
Gene: erh
Product: ERH mRNA splicing and mitosis factor
Exons: 4
Coding region: 159-473 (104 amino acids)
Source: RefSeq, a predicted model, not a curated record
CCGGAAACCCCCAAUUGUCAUUUCCGCCGUAUCUUCUUCCGCUAACAGCUAACUAGCUAUCGUUGCACCGCACCGGGACCUGAAAAGCAAUCAACACCAACUUGUUUGCAGUUUUGCAUUCUCAAAAAAACCAGACACUGUCUGCAGUCAGCACAAACAUGUCGCACACUAUUUUGCUUGUCCAACCGACCAAGAGACCUGAGGGCCGCACAUACGCUGACUAUGAGUCAGUGAAUGAAUGUAUGGAAGGUGUUUGCAAAAUGUAUGAAGAGCAUCUUAAGAGGAUGAAUCCAAACAGUCCCUCCAUCACUUAUGACAUUAGCCAGUUGUUUGACUUUAUUGACGACUUGGCAGAUCUGAGCUGUCUUGUGUACAGAGCAGACACUCAAACGUACCAACCCUACAACAAAGACUGGAUCAAGGAGAAGAUAUAUGUCCUGCUGCGGCGUCAGGCUCAGCAGGCAGGAAAGUAAAGGCAUCGGUGAGGAGUUGUCCUGCUACACACACUUGGAAGGAGUUUAUGCUGCACUGUAUUUCCACAGCAUCUUGAAGAUCUGUGUUUACGGACAACAUUGUCAAUUUGACAAGGGAAGGGUUUACAUAUUUUGCGCUACAUGGGGAAAGGAAGGGGUUUAAAAACUAGGGGAAAGUGAAAAAAUUGGGGCUUUAUAUAGAAAUGGAGUCAUGCUCUGCCGCAUACAUGUUUGUAAUUUGUUACACUAAGAUCAGAGUGGGGCUGCAAGGACUAACUUAUUGAUGGAGAGGGAUCCAUGUUUGGAGAAGUGCCCCACAGGCGCGAUACUUGUUUUUUUUUUUGUCAAAUUUUUAGUAGUGUGCUUUUAGUUUCUUUAAAAGUUAUGUGAUUUUUUUUUUUAUACACAUUUACUGGGCAGUUGGAUGUGAGCAUGCUGUGGAUUAUGAAUGCAGGUGAUUUAUUUUUUUGAAUGAGUUAAAUGUCUGACCCGUUAAUGUAACUGAACCAAGAAGACCUAUUUUCCAUCAACUGUUAUUACUGUUGUUACUCUGUUGUACCAUCAUUAUGUACAAUGUUGUUCGUGUAAAUGUUUUGUUUUGCAAAGCAUCCCGUUUCAACUAUCCCAGUUUAUGUAUUAUUUGAUUUAAACAAAAAUAAACUAUUGUUUUCUGA